This is a messenger RNA of Prorocentrum cordatum, 624 nucleotides long. The record is from the annotation of a GenBank genome assembly. Lineage: Eukaryota; Dinophyceae; Prorocentrales; Prorocentraceae.
AUGCUGCAGUUGGUCUGGGGCGCCGCAAGAGCAGUGCAGCGAAUUUACCUCCGCGUUAGAUCCGAAAGGCGGAGGAAACCAGUAAAGAGGGGUGGAGAGGUCCUGCUGGGCAAGAAGGGAAUCAAGACCAAGAGCGCCAGCGAGGUCGGCAAGAAGAAGGUAGAUUACUUUCGCGGCAAGGACUUCAAGAAGUUCCUGCUGGAGAACGAGACCCUCCUCAAGAAAAAGUGCAUGGCCGCCCUCAACUCGGCGCUGGAGGGGAAGCACCCGCUGACCGACAAAGACGCCUCGCGAGGGGCCCUGAUGGCAGUUCACGCGGCAGCGGGCUUGGCCGCCGCAGGAGGUCAGCGCGCGUCGGCGCGCCUCCUGCGGGCGGCGGAGGGGCUCAUCCGCACGGCGAUCGCCGAUCUCGGCAUGCAGCCUGCCCCCCCCGCCUCGACGGACGACCCGAUGGAGUCCGACGAGUGGGCGGACGAGCUGCCGCUGCUCCGUUGGCGCGCUGCUGGCCUGGCUGGGCGCCUGGGCCUGCCCACCGAGCGGAUCCCGUCGCUCGGCCCGGUCGAGCUGCACGCCAUGGUCGGCCAUUUGGAGCAGAUGCUGGCCCAGCGCGGCGAGACGGGGUAG